ACUUCCUUUACUCUGUGUGCCAGCGUACCUUCAGGAAAGUGUUGACCAGGGAUGUUUAAGCUAGUCCCUGGCUUCAGGAGGCUAUCUCCUGUAAGUGACAUGCUGUUAGAGCUACAUUUAGGUAAGAUGAGGUAGUGCUUUCGGUUAUUUUAGGCACAACCGUUAAAUUGUCUCAAUGAAAGGUUAAAAAGCAGCAGCAGCAGCAGCAGCAGCAGCAGGAUAGCUCGUGUUGUUAGCACGCGCAGCGUAACCACGGAAAUACUGUGCAAACGUAAAGAACACAAACGGCUGAUGGCACGGUUAACGUUACAUCCAUACACUGUCACUGAUUGUUUGUAAAAAUGGAUGAUGAUCACACAGAGACAAAAACACGACCCAAUUCUUCCGAGUCUCCGACUGAAUCUCCUGAAAGCCUGGGAAGCAACAACAGGACCGUGAACGCAUCUCCCCCCUGUUACUCAGAUGUGAUGAGUCCCUCACAGACAGGAUAUGCCAAGAAGGAUUUUAUGAUGAUGGCACCUGAGGAAAAGCUCAAACACUUUGACAGCCGGGCUCAGGCCCGUGAGGACAACCAAGAGUUUGAUGGCUGCAUCCAGGACCUGGUGCGUUGUGUGGCUCUGACGAGGCUGGUAUAUGGAGACGGACAUGUGAAACUAGCCCAGGCCCAUGCCAGACUGGCGAAAGCAUAUUUCCAGCUAAAAGGUUGGGGACCGCAGGCCCAGGAGCACUCGGCUCUGGCCAGAGAGCUGCUGCCUUUCUGCUCCUCUGAAAAGCUUGAGGUUCUCACGUGUCUCCUGAACAUACACCUCACACAGGGAGGCGCUUCACUGCUCACAGCCAAUCUUGAAGAUGCUGAAUCCUCUUUUCUAGAGGCAGAACAAGUUCUUGAGGAGCUUCAUCAAUGCAGUGGCAUCAACCAGGAAGAGAAGAUAAAAACUGAGCUGGAAAUCUACACUGGUUUAUCCAGGGUCUAUAGGAGACAGAACAGAACAGAGGAGGCCUUAAGCCAGUGUGAGAAGUCUUUGCAGCGGCUGAACGACUGCGGAAAGCAAGAGAAGACAUGCUCUGUCUAUAGGGACAUGGCCGCCAUCGAGCAGGACAGAGGUCAUUUGGACCGAGCCAUAGAACAUCUCUCCAAGGCUCAUGCCAUUGCUGUGAGUCACAGCUCAGAGGAGCUGGAGGGGGCUCAGAUCUCCCACAGCCUGGCCCUCAUCCUUUCUGCCGCUGCAUCAGAGCCCCAUCACAAUGACUCUGCAGAGCGCUACUUUGAGCAGAGUCUAAGUGCAUACAAAAACUCUGCAGGUCCACAGGAUCCAGCGUUUCUCGCGGCCCAGGACGAUUUCUGUCGUUUCCUCCUCCUCAAUGGCCAGCAAGAGAGAUGUGUUGAGAUCCAGAAGGCGUCUCUCGCCACAAAGAGAUCUACUUUCGGUGACCUGAGCGCCGAGGUCGCAGACACCCUUCAGCUGAUCGGAAGUGUGGAGAUGAGUGAGGGCAGGAUGAAGCAGGCGCACAGGACCAUGACAAAGUGUGUGGAGAUCCAGUGUUUGUUGUAUGGUCCUCAGCACAAGAAGACAAAAGCUACACAAAAAGCUGUGGACAUGCUUGCAAGGGCACCAGAGGUGGCUGAGAGACAGCAGAGGCAAGGUACAAGGAAAACAAAACGUCAUACACUCUCAGCAUCCUGUGGCCUUGAUGGAAACUCAAUGUCUGACUCCUGACUGGUUCUUUUAUGCAUGUGUAUUUUGACCAAGAACUACUUUCAUUUUUUAAGAAGUUUGUCUCUCAGAUGCAACAGGCAGCUACCACUGCUGAGAACAUGCUCCAAA
Epinephelus fuscoguttatus (brown-marbled grouper) is the source of this 1826-nucleotide messenger RNA. It is a transcript of the gene ttc23, whose product is annotated as tetratricopeptide repeat domain 23. The transcript is spliced from 11 exons. Gene Ontology annotation, molecular function: protein binding. The coding region runs from base 342 to 1718 and encodes 458 amino acids. The record is from RefSeq and is a predicted model, not a curated record. Lineage: Eukaryota; Metazoa; Chordata; Actinopteri; Perciformes; Serranidae.